AACAGUGGCGGCAGGGGAGGGGUAUGCUCUGGCCAGGGCUUUGGGGAGAGGAUGGCUGAGUGGGAGAGGCGGCGGAGUUCCCCGUGGCCCUCCUUGCGAGAGGCUGGAAGAGCUCGUCUCUCCCUGGAGGGGGUCUCCACCGCGUUCGGGGUGGGAGGUCAGCCGCAGGAUGUGGAAGGGACGGUGAGUGCUGUGAGCGCCCCGACACUGAGCGGGUGUGCAGAGCCUGGCUGCCGCCAAGUAUCUCAUCUUUACAGUGUGGAGCCCCCUGGAGCUAAAAUCAGGAUGUUCCGCUUCAUGAGGGAUGUGGAGCCUGAGGAUCCCAUGUUCCUGAUGGACCCCUUUGCUAUUCACCGUCAGCAUAUGAACCGGAUGUUGUCAGGUGGCUUUGGAUACAGCCCCUUCCUCAGCAUUACAGAUGGCAACAUGCCAGGGACCAGGCCUGCCAGCCGCAGGAUGCAGGCUGGGGCCGUCUCUCCCUUUGGGAUGCUGGGAAUGUCGGGUGGCUUCAUGGACAUGUUUGGGAUGAUGAACGACAUGAUCGGAAACAUGGAACACAUGACUGCUGGAGGCAACUGCCAGACCUUCUCAUCCUCCACAGUCAUCUCCUACUCCAAUACGGGUGACGGUGCCCCCAAGGUCUACCAGGAGACGUCAGAGAUGCGCUCGGCACCAGGCGGGAUCCGGGAGACUCGGAGGACUGUGCGGGACUCGGACAGUGGACUAGAGCAGAUGUCCAUUGGACAUCACAUCCGAGAUCGGGCUCACAUCCUCCAGCGCUCCCGAAACCACCGCACAGGGGACCAGGAAGAGCGGCAGGACUACAUCAACCUGGAUGAAAGCUGUCCACAGGUGGUGUCUGGUCUCUGUCUUCUUCAGGUGAGGCCGCAGCAUUUGAUGAUGAAUGGCGGAGAGAGACCUCCCGAUUCCGGCAGCAGCGCCCUCUGGAAUUUCGAAGGCAUGAGGCUUCAGGGGGUGGAGGCCGAAGGACCGAGGGGCCUCCCCGCCUGGCCAUACAGGCACCUGAGGACUCCCCCUCCCGACAGUCCCGCCGCUAUGACUGGUGAGGGCCCUGGGCCCUCAGCCUCUCUUGACUCCUCAAAUACUUCCAGACACAACCAAACUUCCAUCUUACUGGCCUUGAAUCAGCCUCAAGCUCUCCGUUCUUCCAGCUACCAACUAUCAUCUUUCACCCUGUCAUCGCUCAGUUCACAGACCAACAAGUAGAAAGAAAUGUUUUGGGCCAUUCUGAUCCCGUCCCCCUUGCAGUUUGAGAUUUUCCCUCCUUCUGUGCUAACAAAGGGCUUCUGGUUCUAGUAACACCUUUUACUCAAUGACGCCUACUCAGUACCCGAGUUAUAUAUAAACAGGCUACCCAGAGAACGAGGGCUGGUCUCCUAGCCCACAUAUUCCAGGCCAUUUAACUUAAUAUACCUAUCCUGCCCUUAAGCUCCCAGUCCUGGGAAUGAGGCUGAAGGAGCAGCAAGAGUCAAGGAUUCCUUCUCUUGGGCCAUUCCAGUUGGGCUAGGAACAAGAAAAAAGUAGUCUUUCCCUUUCUCUCCCUUAGACAUCACUGGGGGGCUUCAGAUAGGAGAGGUGGGAGCCAGGUGAAGCCGCACUAGAGGAGGAGAGAUGACGAUAGGGACAGUUGGGCAGAGGAGUUGCUGAAAGAUAAGAGUAGACUUUGUAUAGCUGGUUCCUGUAAGGAGCCUCCCAACUUGCCUCCAUCCCUGGGGAGAACCGGCGGGGGGCAUGG
This is a messenger RNA of Myotis brandtii (Brandt's bat), 1756 nucleotides long. It is a transcript of the gene MLF2, whose product is annotated as myeloid leukemia factor 2. Lineage: Eukaryota; Metazoa; Chordata; Mammalia; Chiroptera; Vespertilionidae. Gene Ontology annotation, cellular component: cytoplasm; nucleus. The coding region runs from base 52 to 1227 and encodes 391 amino acids. The transcript is spliced from 8 exons. The record is from RefSeq and is a predicted model, not a curated record. Gene Ontology annotation, biological process: regulation of DNA-templated transcription.